This is a messenger RNA of Solea senegalensis (Senegalese sole), 2180 nucleotides long. It is a transcript of the gene cep72, whose product is annotated as centrosomal protein 72. The record is from RefSeq and is a predicted model, not a curated record. Gene Ontology annotation, molecular function: protein binding. Bases 35 to 1621 code for a protein of 528 amino acids. The transcript is spliced from 14 exons. Lineage: Eukaryota; Metazoa; Chordata; Actinopteri; Pleuronectiformes; Soleidae.
GACGGUACCUGAAAGCAGCCAAAGUUCAAAAAGUAUGGCGGCGGAGUUUUUGACAACAAUUACAGAGCAGUGGAUACGGGACAGAUUACAAAUAACACACCCAUGUCUCGGUGAUGUUCGUUCACUGAGCCUGCCGGGGACACAGGAGGAGAAGAUCAGACAUCUCGGGAAUGCACUGAACAACUUUGUCCGUCUGAAGUCUCUGGAUCUCUCCCGUAACGCGCUCGUUUCCAUUGAGGGGGUCCAACACCUGAAAAUGCUUGAGAGACUGAUCCUGUACUAUAACUGCAUCCCUUCCCUUGAAGAGAUAAAAGUGCUGUAUGAGCUGAAGGCUUUGAAAGAGCUGGACCUUCGACUCAACCCUCUGACCAAAAGUUCCCCACACUACCGUCCUUAUCUGGUGCAUGCAAUGCCCAGCCUACGCAAGCUUGAUAGCUGCUCAGUCAGAGACACAGAGCGUAAGGCUGCCAUAAUGCAGUUCUCCUCUGAUGAUCUACCUCACCUGAAGAGCUCCUGUCCACACCACGUUAAAGACAAAAGAAGCAUUGAUCAGAGACUGGCUCUUGUUAACCGAGUAACCAAGAGGUUCUCUCCCCUGACUGACACCAAUGACAUUGUAUUGAACUUUGUGGAGAUGAAUCACCAAGGCCAAAGUGAAACCACCUCUGUGCACAAAGAGGCAGAAGAACCAAGAGAGGAAGGAUCUAAACAUUUUACGGAGCCGAGGAGUUCAACUCCAAAACAGGAAAUGGCUAAAUCCAUCCUAAGACAGCCCUCCAAAAAACAUGAGUCCUCGGUGCCACACAUGAAAGAGCCAUCUCUUAAAAAAAGCUCUACCUCAUUAAAAGUGAACGACGGACCAAAAGUUUCGUUUGGCCCUUGUGUGGAGAAACACAGACCUGUGCCUGGUAAACAAACCAGACAUGUGGCCAAAGGCUAUUUCACCCCCAAUCCUGAUCAAAGUCACGUUCAUUGUUCUUCAUUUAUUAACAUCCGGCCUCCCAGUCCGCGUAGUUCUGGUUUGAAUCCGUCUGACCACUCUAACCCCAUCUUACAUCCUCCAAGACUGACCUACUCCAGCUUUAAUAAGACAGAGGGGGGCUCCAGCCCGCAGCAGCACACAGAAAAGGCAAAAAAGGGAAGUUACAGGAAACCCCUGGAGAUGCUUCUUAAUCUCGUGGACAAACACUGGACAGGAGAGCGAUCACUGCAUCACAAUAACAACUUCCUGUCUCAGGCAGUCCACAUCCUCUCUAUGAUGGAGAGCGAUAUUUCCUGCAGGGAGGCUCAGGUCAGGACCUUAAGACGGGAAACUAAUUCACUGACCUUUCAAGUGGCUGCACGAGAGGAAGAGCACAGAGCUGAAGUCUGCAAUCUUUCUGCUCAGCUGGAAGAAACUCGCAGCGCCGCUGGCAAACUAAAUGAGCAGCUGAGAACUGUCUUGGAGGAGAACGUCGCUCUACAGAAACAGCUGAUCAAGUUGGAACGAAAGUACCUAAAGUCUAUGACGAAAAGCUCACCAAUGUCUCAGAUUAAAGAUGCUCAGACAGAAGUGGAGGAGCUGAAGAAAGAGAUCGAGGGCCUGAGGGAGAAAGUGCACGAGGCUGAGAAACUUAAAUAGGCUGAAAGAAAGCCAGGUCCCCGGUGGCUACCAGUGUUAGUGAGAGCUGAUGUGAAGUGUGGAACAUUAAAGAAGCAUCGGAAUGAGGAGAUGCACACCAGUAUGAAAAUAUGCAGCGUGUCAUAUUUGCAUUACAUAUUGCAUCAGCUCCUGCAGCUGAAGACUUUUUUUUAUUUUUUUUUUUUAUAUUUUUACUUUAUUUAUGUUACUACACUGUACAUCAGAUUUCUGUGAGCAUUAUGUUCCCCAGUCCAUUUGAUAAUUGUUAAUUAUUUAAAAAAAAAGAAUAUAUAGAAGACGGUGUACGCUUGAUGUAAACAAAACAAGGGGAAAGACAAUUCAUUCAUGCAACGUUGUGUAUAAGUGUGUGACAGAGCUGUUAUGUUAACAGAUGAUUUUAGGUAAGAAAAAUGUUAGUGAGAGGCUCAUGGUUUAUUUCCUGGAUCAGUAGCAAGAUGGUGUCUCUCUUGGCUGUUUUCCUUAUUAUUAUUACUUUUUAGGUCAGUUGUGUGUCCAUCUGCUUUGUAUGCUGUGGUGGAAUGAAUGCAUCGAGAUUCCA